UCCCCAGCUGUCCAAUGUUUUUGUGCAUAAGUGAAGUGGACAAGUAGAUUUCAACGCUACGAUGUGGUCAUUUUUCUCUCGUGAUCCGACUAAAGACUUAGCUUGUGAAAUAGGCGAGAAGUGCAGUUUAACUGAACUCGAAGAUAAGUCAAUCUGGAGGCUCCAUGAAGGGAAACGGAAGGAUAAUGGGGAACCAGUGUCUGUAUUUGUAUAUGGCAUUAAAGGAAGCAAUGAAACACAGACCCAGACUGCAAAAACUGCUUUUAAACGGAUAAAAACGCUUAGGCAUCCUAAUAUACUGAUGUACAUUGAUGGAUUAGAAACAGAGGAAGCUCUUUAUAUUGUGACUGAAAAAGUACAACCAUUAGAAUCUUAUUUAAAAUUACAGAGUGUUAAAACAAAUGAAUUAUCAAUAUCAUGGGGACUGCAUCAAAUUGUGAAAGGGUUAAGUUUCCUUGUAAACGACUGUCAGCUGAUCCAUAACAAUGUCAAUAUGUCGUCCAUAUAUGUAGAUAAAGCUGGUGAAUGGAAAUUGUUCGGUGUUGAUUAUGUUUACCCAGCUGAUCAAUUUCCUCCAUUCAAAGCACUGCGGGCAUUAGAGAAAUAUGACCCACCCGAGAAAAGUGAUGCCCAAAGAAUGAAAAACAAACGUUCAAAGUGGGCUGCUGAUAUGUGGGGACUUGGCUGUUUGAUUUGGGAAGUUUUUAAUGGCCCAUUACCAAGAACAGCAUCACUGAAAAAUGUGGGAAAGAUUCCCAAGUCACUGUUACCCAACUAUGCUGAGUUGGUGGGUGCCAACCCAUUGUCAAGGCCGAACCCAUCUAAGUUUAUUCAAGACUGCCGUUCUCCAAAUGGAUUUAUGAACAAUAGAUUUGUAGAAACUAAUUUGUUUCUUGAGUCUAUACAGAUUAAAGAUGCCACAGAGAAAACCAAGUUUUUCAGCAAACUCAAUGAGGAAUUAGAAGAUUUUCCAAGUGAAUUCUGUCGAUAUAAAAUACUUCCGCUACUUCUACAGGCAUUUGAGUAUGGCAAUGCUGGAUCAGCAGUCUUAACACCCUUGGUUAGACUUGGGAAACUAUUAGAAACUGAAGAAUAUCAAAAGAAGAUUGUGCCAUGUGUUGUGAAAAUGUUUUCAUCAACAGAUAGAGCAACACGCAUUAAAUUACUUCAACAGAUGGAACAUUUUAUUGAGCAUCUCACUCCAGCUGUUGUCAAUGAUCAGAUAUUCCCACCUGUCAGCCAUGGGUUUAUGGAUACUAAUCCUGCUAUUCGGGAGGCCACUGUCAAGGCGAUGCUGUUAAUGGCACCAAAAUUGAAUGAAAAAAACCUCAAUGUAGAAGUAUUGAAACAUUUUGCCAGACUCCAGUCAAAAGAUGAUCAGCCUGGAAUUAGAACAAAUACUACUGUUUGUAUUGGUAAGGUUUCUGGACAUCUGACUCCUCAGAUGCGACAGAAAGUAUUGGCAUCAGCGUUUCAAAGAGCUUUAAAAGAUCCGUUCCCACCAGCAAGGUCAGCAGGUGUGCUCGCUAUGAUAUCAACGCAGAAGUACUAUGCCUUGAAGGAUAUUGCGUAUAAAGUACUACCAACCUUAUGUAGUGUCACUGUUGAUCCAGAUGAGGGAGUCAGAGACCAGGCAUUUAAAGCAAUAGACAUAUUUCUGAAAAAGUUAGCAGAAGUCUCAAAACAUCCAGAGAAAGCAAUUGAAAUGGAGUCUGACGUGAAUGCUGCUGCCAAUACAACACACAGUGCAACUGGUUGGGCAGGAUGGGCAGUCUCAUCAAUUACAUCAAAGUUUUAUAGGGGUUCAAAGAAACCCAAAUCACCAGACACAAAAACACCAGCCAUGACUGCCUCUGCUAACAAACAGCCAAAUAAACCAACACCAUCUAUCCAUAACGAUGAUGUCACUCAAAAACACCAUGAUGUCGAAGAGGAAGAAGAGGAGCAAGAAAUUAUUGAAGUUGAAGAAGAGGUUCAUGAUUCUAAUUCAGAUUAUGGUGAAGGUUGGGAAGAGGAUGACGACUGGGGUAGUAUGGAUGAUUUCUCAAGCCCAUCUCAAGUAUCAACAACAAAGAAAAGUAGUUUUGCUGUCAAGGAGGAACCACAGAUUUCAGUGGGAUGGGAUAACAGCUGGGAGGAUAUAACAACAACAAAACAAAAAUCAUCGCUGUCAAAACCUGCAUUGACUUCUAAAACUGGCACUGGAUCAGUUCCUUCAAGGACUGGAGGAAUGAAAUUAGGACUGAAAAAACAAGAUGAAAUUGCUGAUGUAUGGGGUGAUGACUGGGGGAAAAUACCGUCAUCUUCAUUAAGUGCAAAAACAAAUGUUUCCAGUAAAACAAGCAGGACUAUGAAAUUGUCUAAAGAUGACUAUAGUGGCUGGGGAGGUGAUGAUGACUGGGGAAGUGUUGAUGCUAAAAAGACAAAUACAAAGGAGGAUUUCAGUAGUGGUUGGGACGAUGACGUAGAGGAUUGGGGUUCCAUUGAUGAUGUUACCGGUACUCUUGAAGGAUCUCAGUCUUCCCAGGCUGGUGGUGGUGGUAGCAGUCUUCCAAUGAAAUCUAAUCCAGUUUGCAAAUCUAAACCACCAGUUAAACCACCACCAGGGUGGAAUGAUAAUAUAGACUUUAAGGAGGACAAACAGUUUGUAACAACCAGUAGUUAUAACUGGGGUGCAGAAUCAACUGCAGACUUUUUUAGUUCAUCUGGGAUUGCAUCCGCAGAGAACACAGGCAAACCUAGAAGUUUCUCAAACAAAUCCUCAAUGCAGAAAUCCUCUAUGACAUCCAAAGUGGAAGUGAGCAGCAGUGGUUUUGAAGACUGGGGUGAUGGAUGGGGAGCCGAUGAAAACCAAGGUCUCAGCAAAGCAGAGCUGGCACGGAAGCAACGUGAAGAGAGGAGGAUACAGCGAGAAAAAGAAAUUCAAGCAAAACGAGAAGCCAAAAAAACUGGUGGAAUGAAACUUGGAGCCCGAAAAUUUUAAUUUUCAUGAUGCUUAUUUACACUGACUGUUGGGCUGAAUCUUGGGAAUUGUCCCAAAAUGCAAUAACGU
Molecule: messenger RNA, 3052 nt
Organism: Saccoglossus kowalevskii
Lineage: Eukaryota; Metazoa; Hemichordata; Enteropneusta; Harrimaniidae
Product: N-terminal kinase-like protein
Biological process (GO): protein phosphorylation
Molecular function (GO): protein kinase activity; ATP binding
Source: RefSeq, a predicted model, not a curated record